Jatropha curcas is the source of this 1288-nucleotide messenger RNA. RefSeq names its product protein NTM1-like 9. The record is from RefSeq and is a predicted model, not a curated record. Lineage: Eukaryota; Viridiplantae; Streptophyta; Magnoliopsida; Malpighiales; Euphorbiaceae. Gene Ontology annotation, molecular function: DNA binding. Gene Ontology annotation, biological process: regulation of DNA-templated transcription.
AAUUUAAGAGUGCAUUGCAUAUGUUCCAGAAUGUUCCCUAUUAGUUGCUAAGAUUGUAAUAGAAUUUGGUGAAGCCUUCGCCUGCCACCAUCACCCUUGGACUGUAAGUUGUAGAGUUCCAAAUUUCACUUUUCUGAUUUAAUAAUAUUCCAAAUAUUUUGUCAUUGGCUAUUACAAAAAUUAUUAUUUCAAAUAAUAUUUAUGAAAGAGAUACGCGCUUUUUAGAAAAAGAGUCUCAUGUAAUGACACGGUCAUAUAUCCAAGUAACUCAGCUAUCUAGCUUGUUAGUGAAGCAGAGAUUUUCCCCCUGUCUAUUUAAGCUCGUUAUCUAAAUGCAAACAAACGCAACCAAUUUGCUUAAUUAGCUCUUAAUUACUCUGCUGUCUCUGUUUCAUUGCUUCUUCUUCUUCUUCUUCUAGUUAUUAGCAGUUCAAAAACCAAAUCGUGUGUUUGCCUUAAAGAUGGAAACUGGAAUUGGCUACAGAUUCCAUCCGACAGAGGAUGAAUUGAUAAAUCAUUACUUGAAGCAUAAAGUGCUUGGUUACGAUGAUGAAGUCAGCGACAUCCCUCAAGUUAAUGUGUUAGAUUACGAGCCAUGGGAGCUGCCACUAACGGCGAAUGCAGAUCAAGUGUGGUAUUUCUUUUGCGAGCGCAAUUACAAGUAUAAGAAUAGCCAACGAGCCAAAAGAACAACCCGUUGUGGAUUUUGGAAAGUUACUGGCAAAGACCAGAAAAUAAAGGACAUUGCCAUCAAAAAGAGACUGGUUUAUCAUCAAGGUCGUCCUCCAGGUGUUAGGACCAGCUGGGUUAUGCAUGAAUAUCAUCCCACUUUCAACUUCAGAAUCAAGAGGGAUUUUGUUGUUUGCAAAUUAAAGAAAAGGCCAGAUGAUGAAGACGAGGACGAAGAUGUUCCACAACCCAGUACAACUAUGGCUUCUGCUUCUGGAAAUAAUCCAACAGAGGAAGACUCUCAGCUGCAAGCACACGUGGCAUCAUUUCAAGGCUAUAAUGAGAUGGAUUAUAGUCUUAACUCCGCAAUGCAGUGGGGUUCUUAUUAUUAUACUAAUUAAUUAAUAGUACGUAGUUCAAAUACCUGUAUUUAAGGGGUCAUUAGCUAAUAAUGUAAAAUAAAAUUGUUGUAGUUAUUUCGUAUUCCAGGUUUUAUCAGUCGGAGUGUAUUGUGUUGGUGUUAUUAAUUAAAAUAAAUAAAUUGUAACUUGUAAUUCAAAAUUAUUGAGCCAACAGUGCAAAUCAUUGAUCAGUAUAUUUGUCUCACAGUUAAGGGUAA